AUCAGGUCUUCUGCUGGGUUUAGCCAUUCCGUCGAAGCCUGUAGGACUGCCUAUACUCCGUGAAACACAGUGGACAUGCCUCCAACCCCGCUGGCUAAUACCAGCUACACCACCGCCCGGCUAGUGCACACCACUUCCCCUCACCGCUUGGCCCUCGCCCGAGGUCCCCGGCUUCCAGCUUGUAGAAAGUAUUCCCCUUGCCCACUCACAUCCUCCAAUAACAGAUAUUACACACGACAGACCACAUGGCGAGCCAGUUCCAAUGUCCCCAGAUCUCACCAGGCUGCUGCUGCUACCACCACCCCAACGAUGGCGUCCGCAACAGCGAAGCAGCAGAAACCCAGUCCCGCGAUUCCCCGGCCUAGUUCUAGUGUGAUCCUGGUCUCCCCCCGACACGAGAUCCUUCUGCUUCACCGCGUCAAAACCUCCACUUCAUUCGCCUCCGCCCACGUCUUUCCUGGAGGGAACCUCGCUUCCCAGGACGGCCCAUGUCCGCCCGCGGAGGAUCUCAAGCGCCACGAGGACGGCCCUUGGUACCGCAACGCCGCGAUCCGCGAGCUCUUCGAGGAGAGCGGCAUUCUUCUCGCCAAGGAUGCGGUCUCCGGGAAGAUGCUCAGCGUCCCUGAGGAUCUGCGCGAAAAGGGUCGACGCGCCAUCCAUCAGAACCAGAUUGCUUUUGCGGAGUGGUUGAAGCAGCAGAACCCCAAUGCGGUACCAGAUACAGACCAAUUAAUCCCCUUCACCCGCUGGAUCACCCCAGCAACCAACACCAGACGGUACACCACGCAGAUGUACCUGUACUUCCUCCCUCUCCCGGCGGACGCAGAGGCUGCAACCCCGGUCCUCGAUGAAGUACCGUCCGAGGGACAGCGGGAGGAGAUCCACAUCCCGACGAGCGAUGGGGGCGUCGAGGUCACGGAGGCUCGGUUUUUGGCGGCUUCGGAAUGGCUGCGCCUGGCGCAGAGCGGCGAGAUCAUCCUGUUCCCGCCGCAGUUCCUGCUCUUGCAUCUGGUCGCUGGGUUCUUGGAUAAGGAGCCUCGCGGUGUGGAGUCGGUGCAGGAGUUGCGCAGGCGGCGGGCGGAGUUGGUCGAGUUUGUGCACUCGGGUCAGCCUACCUGGGCGGAGAAGUGCAUCUCUCCGAAGAUGCUGCGGAUAGCCUCCGAUGGACGGACGGUGUUGGCGCUGGAUCAGCCGGGUCCGGAACUUCGAGGCACGGCGAAGCAGGGAGAGACGGAGCGGGUGGUGCUGGUGAAAUUUGCGAAGGGGGAGGCGCGCAAUUUGGAGGUACGGUGGAAGAAGGACGCCUUUGGAGAGAAGGGUCGGAUAUGAGAGAAGAUGUGGGAGUUGGGGGUAUCACAAUGGGUUUCUGCUAUGCUUGAAGUGGAAUAUUGGUAUACAAGCUCGCGCAACACCUCGAAUAGAUGGCUUGUUCACCUUAUUGCAAGAUGCGGGCCCUUGUUUUGGACCAGAGCGAUUCGCUACCUGGCCUAUCAUUGAGACGAGGGCCCUCUACAGUCAGAAACAGAGAGAUGAUAAAG
Molecule: messenger RNA, 1538 nt
Organism: Aspergillus saccharolyticus JOP 1030-1
Lineage: Eukaryota; Fungi; Ascomycota; Eurotiomycetes; Eurotiales; Aspergillaceae
Product: NUDIX hydrolase
Exons: 3
Coding region: 310-1329 (339 amino acids)
Cellular component (GO): mitochondrion
Molecular function (GO): hydrolase activity, acting on acid anhydrides, in phosphorus-containing anhydrides
Source: RefSeq, a predicted model, not a curated record